Molecule: messenger RNA, 1000 nt
Organism: Phlebotomus argentipes
Lineage: Eukaryota; Metazoa; Arthropoda; Insecta; Diptera; Psychodidae
Product: phosphatidate cytidylyltransferase, mitochondrial
Exons: 1
Coding region: 36-992 (318 amino acids)
Biological process (GO): CDP-diacylglycerol biosynthetic process; cardiolipin biosynthetic process
Cellular component (GO): mitochondrion
Molecular function (GO): phosphatidate cytidylyltransferase activity
Source: RefSeq, a predicted model, not a curated record
GUUUAUUGUGAGUCGAAGAAGAUUUCUAGUAUAAAAUGGGCUCUUUGAGUGCCGGACUUGAUCUCUGUCGAAGAAUCAUGCGGAGAUUCCCGAGGAAUAUUUCUUUCAGCUUCGCUUAUGGUUCUGGUGUGAAGUCACAGAUUGGGUAUGAGAAGAAGCAGCUCAACGACAAUAUUGUGGACUUGAUUCUGUGCGUGGACGAUGAGCGAAUGCAGGAUUGGCAUCGAGAGAACAUAGAGAUGAAUCCCAGGGAUUACUCAGGACUAAAGGCUCUCGGGGCGUCCACAAUUACCAGAUAUCAGACAUCAAUUCCCGCCAAAGUGUACUGCAAUACGCUGAUUCCCGUGGAAGAGGAGGGAAUCACCAUCAAAUACGGCGUGACGCGAAAGUCAGAUUUGAUCAGAGAUGCGACAGAAUGGACAGAUUUGUACCUCGCAGGACGUCUGCAGAAGCCUGUGCAAUUCCUACACGAGCCGCCGAAGAAAGUGAAGGAAGCUCUGGAGAGAAAUCUACAAACUGCUCUCACAGUUGCUCUUCUCCUGCUUCCGGAGAAAUUCACGAGCUUCAAUCUCUUCCACACGAUCGCCGAGUUGAGUUAUUCCGGUGAUUUUCGCAUGGUUUUCGGAGAGAAUCCCAACAAAGUGAAGAAUAUCGUGAAGCCUCAAUUGGAGUCCUUCCACAAGCUCUACUCGCCUUUUAUUGUCCAGCAACGCGAGUGGCUUCAAUGUCCAGAAAGCAUCGGCGGAAUGUAUUGUCAGGACAAAUCUGAGAGAAUUGUGCUUGAUCAGUUGAAAUCCAUCCCUUUUGUGUAUCCAGCGACAGCAUUGAGUGUGCGCUUGAGGGAGGAUUACAGAGAGCACUUGAGGAAUAUCCUGCGAUCGAGAGUUUUCCGCUCAAGUGCUCUGCAAUCGCUGAAAAAUAUCCCAACCGCCGGUCUAGUCAAGUCCUUAAAGUAUAGUUACAAGAAAGCACUGAAGACUUUCUCAAAGUGAUCCAGAGA